AAACGCUUACGAGUUAUGACCUAACCCCUCUUUCUCUCUCUCUCUCUCUUCCCUCACUUCCUCAGUAAUAUCUAUCUCUUUCUCUCUCUCAUCAAUCUAUUUAUCAAAUUUCGAAUCUACUCACUCUCACACCAUGGACCCAACUUGGAUCUCUCCUCCGCCACCUCCGCCACCUCCGCCUGCUCCUCCGUCAAUCUCCGCCAGCGUCCCCUUCACCCUGGAAGCAGACAAUCACAUGCCUCCCGUCGCCGACAACGCCAACGAAAACCCCAAUCCGAACCAUCCAUCGUAUGACGAGAUGAUACAGGCAGCAAUAGGGGCAUUGAAGGAGAAGGAUGGGUCGAGCAAGAGAGCAAUAGGGAAAUACAUAGAGCAAACAUACAAAGACCUGCCACCAACUCACACAGCUCUGUUGACUCACCACCUCAACCGCUUAAAGGCAGAAGGGAACCUCGUUAUGGUCAAAAAAUCAUACAAACUUCCUGGAUCUCACCCCGACCAACCUUCCUCUCCCCAAACCCAGAGGCCCCGCGGUCGACCCCCCAAGCCCAAACUCCCAAUCCAGCCCCAAUCUCAGCCCACCGAACCAGUCUGGGCGGCUCUCGGCCUCUCCGACGACCCUGCAGCUCAAUCCGCCAAAAGGGGCCCCGGUCGUCCUCGAAAAAUUGGACCUCUGCCUGUGGGCUCCCCCGUCCCCGGCAGGAGAGGCCGCCCUCCUGGCUCUGGGAGAUCUAAAUUGCCCAAGAGGCCCGGCCGUCCUCCCAAGCCCAAAUCCGUCUCCGCCUUCUCCAAUGGGCUCAAGCGGCGUCCGGGCCGCCCGCCCAAAACCCAAUCAAACCUGACCGUCAUCCCCUUCGCCGCUCCUGUUCCUUCUGUGACUGCCAGCCUUCCCACAGUGCCGCCAGCUGUUCCAUCUGCUUCAGUACCCAAUGGGUCUCCCAGGCCCAGAGGGCGACCCAGGAAGAAUGCCGCUGAUGUGGGAGUUCCGGCACUGAAUACCGUUGGUGUUGCACCCCGUGGUCGUGGCCGCGGACGGGGACGCAAGGUCUUGCCGGGGAUGAGACAGGGUCCUCCUCAGAAGCUCGCCGUGGGAAGGCCCGUUGGCCGCCCUAAGGGAGCGACAGCUGCUAUCACAGCACAAAAGGCUGCUAAUGAAGAGCUUAGGAUGAAACUUGAACACUUUCAAUCAAAAGUGAAGGAAUCUCUUGGUGUGCUUAAGCCUUAUUUUAACCAUGAGAGUCCAGUCACUGCAAUUGCAGCAAUCCAAGAUUUGGAAGUACUGGCAACUUUGGACCUUAAAGCACCGUUGGGGGAUGAAAGUCAGCAACUUCAGCAGUUCCCACAGCAGCUUCCACCACAGCAGCAGCUGCCACCUCAGCCAUUGCCGCCACAGCAGCUGCCACAGACACAGAUGUAUGAACAGCAAUAUCCCCAGAUAUCUACUCAGCCUCAGCUGCAGCAAUUUUUUCAACCACAUACAUCAGCCCCGAGCUAGGGUGAAUUUAUACUGGCCUGGAUUUGAUGGAGAACCACUUGUACAAGUGUUUUUAACAAGGCAAAAAAGGUAAAAGAUCUGUAAAGAGGGUAGGAAGUAGCUGUACUGAUUUUUCUGGGAGUGAAAUGACCGUGUCAAUGUUAGUUUGUUGUUGUGCUCUUUUAGUUUGACCCCCAAGUAUUUUACUUGAAUAUAACUAGUGGGUACUGAUGAUUCUGUUGUCAUUCAAGUAUUAUUUAAUCGACUUUUACAGCUUACUGUAGUCACCGUAAUGUGUACGUUGAUCUCAUUUAAGCUUGUUAUCUCUAUCUGUCUCUCCCUCCCUUCCUGUCUUAAGUUUUAAGUAGUUAUUGCUUGCUAUUUCUAGUGAUUGUGCAGUGUAUGAACUUUAUUUAGUUUCUGCCCGAGCCUUAUUGCUGUUGUAUGGGUUUGAGAGAACCAAUGAUCCAGAGGAAUUCUCAUAUGUGAAGAUUCCUAUUUAUGACAUCCAAAUUCAACGAUCCAUUGCCAAAGGAAACUUUUGGUUAGAGUUUUGCGUCACUGUUUAUAGUUUCUCUUUUACCUUCUGUAUAGUAAUUUCCCCAAUUAUGUGAUUUUAGCUAUUAAAGUUU
Abrus precatorius (Indian licorice) is the source of this 2106-nucleotide messenger RNA. Its product is annotated as histone H1-like. Gene Ontology annotation, cellular component: nucleolus; nucleus; nucleosome. NCBI's taxonomy places the organism in Eukaryota, Viridiplantae, Streptophyta, Magnoliopsida, Fabales, Fabaceae. Gene Ontology annotation, biological process: nucleosome assembly; chromosome condensation; negative regulation of DNA recombination. Gene Ontology annotation, molecular function: nucleosomal DNA binding; double-stranded DNA binding. Bases 134 to 1495 code for a protein of 453 amino acids. The transcript is spliced from 4 exons. The record is from RefSeq and is a predicted model, not a curated record.